AUGCGUCAGCGUGGGCCCACAGCCACAGCUUUGUCUCCUGGAUUAUAUCUCGACGGUCAUUCAAAUCGUGUUCCGUGUACUGAUAAUUCCGUUUCGUUGACGCCACCUGUGGAUGUUUACGCAACCACCAUUCCAUCUAAACUCGCUGCCAUUUCUCCAGUGCUUUCACGUAUCCAAUCCCCACAUCCGCUAUUACUCGAUCAUCACAUGACAUCCGAUUUAAAGAAACAGAAACCAGAACUCUCGGCGCGCACCGGUGCUGUACAGCUACAUUCGAAAUUGCAUCGAAAACAUCAUAAAAACAGACGUAUUGGAUUGCAUCAGAAUAACGGGGAUGUGGGUCGAAGUUUGCACUCAUUGAAAGUAACUAUUCGUCGGACCAGUCAGUCACACAAAAUCGAUUCCACACAAGUCAAACCGGGCACUCUCGGUGGAGGACUUGUAAACGCAACGGUGGCAAAUUCUUCACCAAAACCUACCGCUCACCAAGAUUCAUCCUGUCCACCCGGAUCUAAUGUGUCAUGUGAUGUUCCGACGCGUAACAUGGAUAAUAUUCUUCCCGGACGGACGGUCGCAGGCAUAACACAACCGUAUUCUAGUCCACGUACAUCCGGUGUUUCCACGGUAGGUUUGUGA
Echinostoma caproni is the source of this 636-nucleotide messenger RNA. The record is from the annotation of a GenBank genome assembly. NCBI's taxonomy places the organism in Eukaryota, Metazoa, Platyhelminthes, Trematoda, Plagiorchiida, Echinostomatidae.